AUGUCCCUUGCUGCUCAAGAACGACUCAGACGGCAGGCGUUUCAACACCGUGCAAAUUUUAGAGAAGUUUUUCUGAAAUUUGCAGAUGUCCAUAAGGGCAUUAACCAUGCCCUUGCUUUGACUGACGAAGAUGUCCUCCGCAUAGAUGUAAGUAUUCGGGAACUCUUGAGGACCUACCGCCAGCUUUUCCCGGAGGAAAGAAUCACUCCCAAGCUCCACCUGCUUGAAGACCAUGCUGUGGAUCAGCUACAACGCUUUCGUGUGGGUCUUGGCUUGCUCAAUGAACAAGGCGGAGAGCUCAUCCAUGCAGAAUUCAACAGAAUCGGCCGAGUGGUUCAAGGGAUGCGGGAUGACUUGGACAGGCUCAUGGCAGUCAUGCGACGACAUCAUGUCUCGACCUGUCCUGAAGUAUUGUGA
Messenger RNA from Patiria miniata (bat star), 417 nucleotides. RefSeq lists its product as uncharacterized. Lineage: Eukaryota; Metazoa; Echinodermata; Asteroidea; Valvatida; Asterinidae. The coding region runs from base 1 to 417 and encodes 138 amino acids. The transcript is spliced from 2 exons. The record is from RefSeq and is a predicted model, not a curated record.